Molecule: messenger RNA, 513 nt
Organism: Aspergillus brunneoviolaceus CBS 621.78
Lineage: Eukaryota; Fungi; Ascomycota; Eurotiomycetes; Eurotiales; Aspergillaceae
Exons: 1
Coding region: 123-452 (109 amino acids)
Source: RefSeq, a predicted model, not a curated record
AUGGUUGAACGAGAGGAUGGUAAGUGAAAGAGUGUAUCGAUAGACUGUAACGAAAGAGUGAAUAUGAUAGAAUUGCGCUGCUGCCUCGUCUGCUUUACCCGUCAAAGUCUGGGAGAACCAGGAUGGAUAUAUACUGUUAUUCCCAGGCAGCAACGGCCGGCUACCUCGGCAUUGCGGAAGUGAUUCAGCUGUUAUCGAUCAUACUGACACAUCACAUCCCUUUGGCACGCAAAAGUAAAGAUGUCGCAAAAUUGGGACGUGGUGAAACAUUUUCUGACGGAAGUCUGGAAGGCGUUCCCUGUUGGAGGGAGUUGUUUCAGAUGCACGGACGAGAAAACCAAAGCGGCAGGGUCCGGACCCUGAUCGAGACUCGAAGCGGGUUAGUUUCCCGAUGGAUGUGGAGACAUUGGCGCUUCAUCGAAGGGGAAUGGAGCUCAAAGAACCUAAAUUGAGUUUGAGGCGGAGAUCAACGUUCGAGCCCUGAACCAUGAAACGGUAGGGUUCGUGAAACUC